This is a messenger RNA of Esox lucius (northern pike), 4025 nucleotides long. It is a transcript of the gene fem1c, whose product is annotated as fem-1 homolog c. The coding region runs from base 903 to 2756 and encodes 617 amino acids. The record is from RefSeq and is a predicted model, not a curated record. Lineage: Eukaryota; Metazoa; Chordata; Actinopteri; Esociformes; Esocidae. Gene Ontology annotation, molecular function: protein binding. The transcript is spliced from 2 exons.
UGAGAGUUAACCCUCUGCUUCGCCUCUUCCUCUUUGAUUGUUUUCGAUUUGACAGAACUGUAUGCUGGGUAUUUAGUCGUGAUCUAACCAGAGAGAGAAAGAGGCAUCGCGGAUCUAACCCGUUAUGGUGGGUAGACAAAUCUGCUCCAAUUAUCUGCCCACUCAAGAACAUUGUAGAAUAUAUUCUGUAAUAUCUUUCCUAAGGGAUACAUUUAACGGGUAAGCAAGAUUUACGACACUACAACAAGCUUGUCAUCGAAGGGAAAGAACGCAUCUUCACUGUCUGUCCUCUGCUGCUGGACAACGUUGGCUAGUUAGCUUAGCUUCACUUACAGGAAAUAACAAGCGGGGGUGGAUGUUUUCUGGCCCUCUUCGUAUUUCUUGAUCGUCUAACGUCUAGGUUAAACUUAACUACUUAAAGUUAACUACAAACACCCGUGGUUCUGUUGGUGGGGAUAAAGAGUUUGAUGGAAUUUAAAAGGACGUCGAACGGUGUAGAGACUGUCCUGUUAGCCCCUCGGAAGAGUAGAUUGAACAGGGCAGCUAUCUGGUUGGUGUGCAGUAACUAGCUAGCCAGCCAAUUGAGGAAUUGAUAUAUUCAUCGUUAACAAGCCCGUGUUGCCUUUGAGGAGGGGGUUAACAAAAUACCAAGCCAAUGUUAAAUGUCUUCAGUAUAUAGAUUAGCUAACUGCUACUGUAUCUGUCUAAUUUCUGAUUGGGCUAACGUAAACGUUAGUCCACUAACGCGUUAGCGCCAGGGGCUGUUUACUUCCACCCAACAGGCUGGCUGGCGCCACCAAAACCUCUGCUCUACACCUGCUACCGACUUACAUCUACUACCGAGGCGCUAUUUUUUUUAAUUUGAACUGUGUGCUGUUUAUCCCGUGAAGCAAGCUGCUCCAAUGGAUUUACAAACCGCGGUGUUCAAUGCAGCCAGAGAUGGAAAGCUGCGGUUGCUUCAGAAACUUUUGGAGAACAAAACUGGCCACGAGGUUACCAAGCUGAUGGCAGAGAAAACAAAUGGGGCGACCCCUUUGCUAAUGGCUGCCAGAUACGGACACCUGGAUCUAGUGGAGUACCUCAUGGAGUGUUGCUGCGCACCAGUUGAGGUUGGGGGCUCGGUGAAUUUCGACGGAGAGACUAUCGAAGGAGCCCCUCCUUUGUGGGCUGCCUCAGCAGCAGGACACCUCAAAGUAGUACAGUCUUUACUUGGCCACGGGGCUUCCGUGAACAAUACAACGCUCACAAAUUCAACACCAUUGAGAGCAGCGUGCUUCGAUGGACAUCUGGACAUUGUGAAAUAUCUAGUGGAGCACAGAGCUGACCUGGAGGUGGCUAACAGACACGGUCACACGUGCCUCAUGAUCUCGUGUUACAAGGGACACAAGGAAAUUGCCCAGUACCUCUUGGAGAAAGGCGCUGAUGUUAACAGGAAAAGUGUUAAAGGCAACACGGCUUUACAUGACUGUGCCGAAUCAGGCAGUCUGGAGAUCAUGAGGACCCUGCUGAAAUACGGCGCCACCAUGGAAAGGGACGGUUAUGGCAUGACGCCGCUGCUGUCCGCCAGCGUGACUGGCCACACUAACAUCGUCGACUAUCUGACACAGCACCAGAAAACAAAACAAGCCGAGAGGAUAAACGCCCUCGAGCUGCUCGGCGCCACGUUCGUGGACAAAAAAAGGGACCUCCUCGGUGCGUUGAAGUACUGGAAGCGAGCCAUGGACCUGAGAUACAGCGACCGCAACGGUGUCCUUUCCAAAGCAGAGCCCAAGCAGCUGAUCAUGGCUUACGACUACGCCAGGGAGGUGGGCACCAUGGAGGAGCUGGACAGCCUGAUUUCGGACCCGGACGAGAUGAGGAUGCAGGCCCUGCUCAUUAGGGAACGUAUCCUGGGCCCCUCCCAUCCUGACACAUCUUACUACAUCCGCUACCGGGGAGCUGUGUAUGCCGACUCGGGCAACUUCGAACGCUGCAUUAACCUGUGGAAGUACGCCCUGGACAUGCAGCAGAGCAACCUGGACCCUCUCAGCCCCAUGACGGCCAGCAGCCUCCUGUCAUUCGCGGAGCUCUUCUCCUUCAUGCUACAGGACCGUGCCAAGGGCUUGCUGGGCACCACGGUGUCCUUCGAUGACCUCAUGGGCAUCCUCGGUAAGAGCGUGCUGGAGAUUGAGCGGGCGGUGAAGCAGACCCAGCCCGGGCCCGACCCGGCUCAGCUCAGCAAGGCCCUCUCCAUCAUCCUGCACCUCAUCUGCCUGCUGGAGAAGGUCCCAUGCACCGUGGAGCAGGACCACUUCAAGAAGGAGACCAUCUACCGGUUCCUCAAGCUGCAGCCCUGCGGGAAGAACGGCUACAGCCCGCUCCACCUGGCCGUGGACCGGAGCACCACCUGCGUGGGCCGCUACCCCGUGUGUAAGUUCCCGUCGCUGCAGGUCACCUCCAUCCUGCUGGAGUGUGGCGCGGACGUGAACUGUCGCGACGAGGACCACAACAGCCCGCUGCACGUGGCCGCCGCCAACAACCACCCUGACAUCAUGCAUCUGCUCAUCGCCUGUGGCACGCACUUCGACAGCACCAACGCCCGGAAACAGACAGCCUGUGACCUGCUGGACGAGAAGGAGAUGGCCAAGAACCUGAUUCAGCCCAUCAACCACACCACGCUGCAGUGUUUGGCCGCGCGGGCCAUCGUGAAACACAGCCUCACCUACCGAGGCAACAUCCCGGAGAAGCUGGAGGCCUUUGUGCUUCUCCACAGAUGAUGAUUUGUAAAGACAUGCAUCCUCCUGUUGGUGUGCCCUCUUUAAAUUGUACUGAAGACGGUGACUGACAUGGCAACAAGACCUCCCCUUUCUCUCCAUGCAAAGUCAGAGAUUAAUCUCUGUGGUAAUUCAAUGUUUUUAUUUGAUUUUUUUAUUUGGAUUUUUCUUUGUAGUAUGGGCAUGCAAAAUAUUUUGAACCAAGCUAGUUUUUUUUUGCUUACUAAAUUCUACAUAUUCCGUGCUAUUUAUUUAGGUAUCAUUGAGAGAUUUCUCCAUGUCCCUUGCCGUUUGUCUCUCUCGGCAAAGAUGGAGGAAGAUGUUAGGAGACACUUCCAUAACUACGUUGCCAAUAUGGACACACUAAUUUUCAUUGUAAAUUCUCUAUGCUGUUGUUCAAUAGUUAUGUUUUCAGGGUUUUGGAUCUGCUGAGUUAAGUAAUGGAAUGAACUCAUUUCUCCCUCAAAAUCAUAAAGACGCUUUAUGAAGUGGUAAUGUUUGCAAAUACCAUAAGUGCUUUAUUCCUCCUAUGCACAGGCUAUGAUAUGCGACUGUUCUGUGUUGGCACUUGUCCGUCUAAUAUCUUGAAUUCUUCUGUGGUGACCUUCUGUUCCUUUGUUUCCAUAAUUGGUUAUACUAGGCAAAGGGCAUGUAAUGAUUGCAGAAUGCUGUUAAAUUGGUAGAGUUGGGUGACUUCAUGGGCUAACUGUAAAAGGAAAUGGUCUGCAGAAUGUUUCAAGUAGGAGUGGGUCCUCAUGCUUCAUGUCAUGGAUCUUUGAACCAGACUUUUCCACGGUGAGCCAAGCACUAAAGCAAGACCAAUGUUAGUUGGACUAUAUUAUGCCCCUGCAUGUAGUUUCUCUUCACAGGAAAGUCCAUGACAUCUAAGCUUUAUAUGGCAUAUCAAUCAAUCAAUAAUUGCAUAAACGCUUUAGAGCUCUGACCAUUUGAAAUGUAAACUGUUUUUUUUUUUUUUGUCCUGUUGGAUUAGAAUUGGACAGAGGGAAGGCUUUGGACUGAGGUCUGAGUUUUGUGAAGUAGCCUAACCUUGCACAUUAGCUUUAUUUGUGUAUUUAAAAAAAAAAGGGCUUUUCAUAUUUCUAGGAGGACAUUUAGCUGAGGACAGAACCAUAACAAUGUACUGUUCCACCAGGGACAGUGGUUCAAUUCUGCACUUUAUUACAAUAGACUCAAAUUUCAUAUUACAGAACGUCAUAAAUCCAGGUCAUGUCUUAAGAGACAAUUUGACAAUAAACCCAUGUUGCACUUGUC